ACUUCUAUAUAUUAAAUUAUUGAAACAAACAUUAAUCAUGAUAUCAAUUUAGCUGAUUACAUAAUAUAACGAAGUAGAGCGGGUUGCAGUGUGCCUUAAUGAUAUCCUGCUAGUAAAACUAUAGAAGUAAACGUGUUUAAAAUGUACGAAAAAGAAACUGUUAGUAUGGAAACCCCGACGAAAGAUUUAUACAGAGACACGCCGGUCAGGUAUUUAGGUUAUGCGAAUGAAGUGGGAGAAGCUUUUCGUAAAAUAAUUGGUGGUAAAUGGGUUGCCGCCACCUACGGAGUAGCGACUUUAUAUGUUCUCGCCGAUACCUACGACAAAAGUUCUAAAUGCCACGAUGGAGGUGCUGCCACGAAGAAGGUGGUCUACACCGCCGCAGAUACUCUACUGUGGCAGAUGCUGGCUUCAGUCGCAAUACCCGGUUUAACGAUAAAUCGUGUUUGUGCCGCCUCCGCAUACUUGUUGAAAAACAAUAAGAAUUUAGGUAAGAUGCCAAAGAAGUGGGCGGUCACGGCUAUCGGUCUAGCGACUAUCCCGAUUAUCAUCAAGCCAAUUGAUCAUAUGGUGGACACCGUUCUUGACAACACGUUCAGAAAACUGAGUCCGUAAACUGUCGUUAUCUCAAAUUGUUAAAUAAAUCUCGUUGU
This is a messenger RNA of Nicrophorus vespilloides, 653 nucleotides long. Its product is annotated as mitochondrial fission process protein 1. The record is from RefSeq and is a predicted model, not a curated record. The coding region runs from base 142 to 615 and encodes 157 amino acids. Gene Ontology annotation, biological process: mitochondrial fission. The transcript is spliced from 2 exons. Gene Ontology annotation, cellular component: mitochondrion. NCBI's taxonomy places the organism in Eukaryota, Metazoa, Arthropoda, Insecta, Coleoptera, Silphidae.